GGUACACAGGCUCCCAGGUACACAGGCUCUCAGAAUCCCAGGCUCCCAGGCACACAUGCCCUCAGAAUUCUAGGUUCCCAGGCACACAUGCUCUCAGAAUCCCAGGGUCCCACGUUCCCAGGUUCCCAUGCUCCCACGUUCCCAGGCUCCCAGUUCCCAGGCUCCCAGGUUCCCAGGCUCCCAGGUACACAUGCUCUCAGAAUCCCAGGCUCCCAGGCACACAUUCCUCGCAUUCCU
Messenger RNA from Volvox carteri f. nagariensis, 237 nucleotides. RefSeq lists its product as uncharacterized. NCBI's taxonomy places the organism in Eukaryota, Viridiplantae, Chlorophyta, Chlorophyceae, Chlamydomonadales, Volvocaceae. The transcript has a single exon. The annotation marks the transcript as partial. The record is from RefSeq and is a predicted model, not a curated record.